This is a messenger RNA of Dioszegia hungarica, 918 nucleotides long. RefSeq lists its product as uncharacterized. Gene Ontology annotation, molecular function: oxidoreductase activity. The transcript is spliced from 8 exons. Bases 1 to 918 code for a protein of 305 amino acids. The record is from RefSeq and is a predicted model, not a curated record. Lineage: Eukaryota; Fungi; Basidiomycota; Tremellomycetes; Tremellales; Bulleribasidiaceae.
AUGUCGCCUCCAUCCUCCGUACCCGAACAGUACCGUCCCUCCUACCUGCCCCCGCAGAUCGCCAACCAAAGGCAGGAGGAUCUGCCCGGGAAGCAAGACCCGAUGGACCCCGCACCGCUCGACGAUGUCAUGGCGGAUGGGACAAAGUACAAGGCGGCUGGCAAGCUCGAGGGCAAGAGGGCGGUCGUGACGGGUGGAGACAGUGGGAUUGGCAGGGCGGUCGCGAUUCUCUAUGCCCUCGAGGGAGCCUCCCUCUUCAUCCACUACCACCCCAAGGAGCAGACCGACGCCGACAACGUCAAGGCGUACAUUGCCAAGGUCGCUCCGAACGCUGCGGUCGAGCUAUACGCCAAGGAUCUGGCAACUGAGUCGGCGUGUCUGGAGAUGGUCGAGGAGGUCAAGAAAUGGAGCAAGGGAGAGCUGCAUGUUCUGGUGAACAACCAUGCUACCCAGAACGAGGUGCCCGCCAUUGCUGAUCUCGAGUCCGAGCAGUGGAGGCACGUCUUUGACGUCAACAUCCACUCCUUCUUCUACCUCACCAAGAACCUCAUUCCGAUCAUGCCCUGGGGCGCCAGCAUCAUCAACAACGCCUCGAUCAACCCGUUCAAGGGUCACCCCAAGCUCCUCGACUACACCGCUACCAAGGGAGCCAUCGUCGCCUUCACACGAGGGCUGUCGAACCAGAUCGUGCAGGAGAAGGGUAUCCGUGUCAACGCUGUUUGCCCUGGUCCCAUCUGGACGCCUCUGGUCAUCGCCACCAUGGGGAAGGACUCGCUCGAGGACUUUGGACCAUCCACGCCCAUCGGCCGAGCCGGUCAGCCCGUUGAGGUUGCUACCGCCUUUGUCUUCCUCGCCAGCGUCGACAGCUCGUACUUUACUGCUCAGUGCUUCCACGUCAACGGCGGAGCUGCGUACUAG